Molecule: messenger RNA, 921 nt
Organism: Didymodactylos carnosus
Lineage: Eukaryota; Metazoa; Rotifera; Eurotatoria; Philodinida; Philodinidae
Source: the annotation of a GenBank genome assembly
AUGUCUACUCCAAUAAAAGAUGAUUCGCGUCAUUCAACAUCAUCUUCUACAAUAUCGUCAGCUCCAUUUAAUUCAAUUGUUGGUGAACAUCCAAAUGCUGUUACAAAUCGGUUUUUCUCAUAUGAACGAAUAGAAGAAAUAAGCAAUUAUCUUCGAAAAAAAAUAGCUGCUGCUCCCGAAGUUGCUAUUAUAUGUGGUUCAGGACUUGGUGGAUUGGCCGAAUUGAUUACAGAUAAAAUUAGUUUUCCAUACAAUGAAAUACCUUACUUUCCGUCGAGCACAGUUCCUGGACAUCGAGGCAAUUUAAUUUUUGGAAUAUUAAAUGGUAUUUAUGUUGUAUGUAUGCAAGGAAGAUUUCACCCAUAUGAAGGAUAUACAACAGCAUUGUGCGCUAUGCCGGUUAGAGUCAUGAAAAUGUUGGGUGCUCAUUCAUUAAUUGUUACAUGUGCUGCCGGAGCUAUUAAUAAAGAUUAUAAUAUUGGCGAUAUGAUGAUUAUUAAAGACCAUCUUAAUUUUUCAAAUUUUGCUGGACCUCGAUUUCCACCAGUUGGACAUGCGUAUGAUCGAGAAUAUGUAACAUUAAUGAAACAAGUGGCAAUAAAACAUGGACAUGAACUACGUGAAGGAAUCUAUUCAGGUUUAGGUGGACCAUGUUACGAAACAAUUGCAGAAAUAAGGGCGCUAAGAAUACUUGGAGGAGAUGCUGUUGGAAUGAGUGUUGUGCAUGAAGUAACUGUAGGCGCUCAUUGUGGUUUUCGAAUACUUGGCUUAGCAUUAUUAACAAAUAAAUGCUUGACAGAGUAUAAUGCUGCACAUGAAUCUUUACAUGAAGAAGUAAUUAGAAUUAGUGAAUUAAAAGCAAAUGAUAUGCAACAAUUAAUUUUAAAUUUUGUUGGCGUAUUAAAAGAAAAUUAUGUUUAA